Cyphellophora attinorum is the source of this 2478-nucleotide messenger RNA. RefSeq lists its product as uncharacterized. The record is from RefSeq and is a predicted model, not a curated record. The transcript is spliced from 2 exons. The coding region runs from base 1 to 2478 and encodes 825 amino acids. Gene Ontology annotation, molecular function: protein binding. Lineage: Eukaryota; Fungi; Ascomycota; Eurotiomycetes; Chaetothyriales; Cyphellophoraceae.
AUGGCCACAGCCACUCAAAUCCCCGCUACCAGGAGUCAAGACCCCACAGAGAGACCCCGAAUGAAUCAGUACGACUCGCCUCACGAGGGCGAUGCUGAGCAUUCUCUACGCGACGUUCCUUCUUCGUUGUCGAGCGCGAGUAGUGACAAACCAUUAUUACCAUCAGCAGUCAGCUCGACCUCUUCAAUCGAUUUGACCUCAGAGAAACCACCUCGUCGGCGCAGUUCUGUAUUCUUUGAGGAAGGACUGAAGGGCGAGGAUGCGAUAGUAGACGCCAGAGUAAGGCGAUUGAGCCGACCGAGCCUACGAGUCCGAUUUCGAAGUAAGACCGACAUUUUCGAGCGGCCAGCGGACGCGGACGACAUACCGAUUCCAGUCAACGAGAUGCCUGCAUUAUUCCCGACGUUUCAGAGGCUGCUGUUCUUCGUGCUCGUCCUCGUGGUGUUUGUGCCGAGUUUUGGCGGUUCGUCGUUCUUCAAGGCUGGCAUUACACCCAUCGGCGCAAAAGCAGGAGUUGUGAGGGUGCCAAUAGAAAAGCAAACAAAGGCACUGCCGGCAGUUCAGAAAAGACAGGACACCAGCACCGAUACUUGCAAAAGAUGGUCCGGUCAAAGCGCUGUUGUGAAUGGUACGAUGUACUACUAUGGCGGCCGAGCCUCGACAUCAGCAGAUCAGACUCAGAAUGAGUGGAACAACGAUUUCCUUGCCCUCGAUCUUACGAAGACAUGGCAGAUCUCAACACCAUCUCUAACAGGCCUACCAAAGCCUUCUGGGGUACCCGCAGUCUCGCUUGGCUAUCUUUGGAAUGACUACAACAAUCUCUACCUCUAUGGCGGCCAGUUUUCCGACUCACCAGCCGAGUCACCUGCUCCGUUCUCGGUCUGGCAGUAUGACAUUGCUGGGUCGUCAUGGACAGAACUUGACAAUGACGAGACAGCUGGCGGCGAAAAUGCUGAGGCCUCCGGUCAGACUGUUCAACGCGCCGCCGAAGGCGCCGGCAUCACGAUCCCAUCGCUGGGACGUGGGUAUUACUUUGGAGGUCAUCUCGAUGGCUACACUGUUGAGGGAUGGUCGCAAUCUGUCGCUCGCGUGUAUUUGACCUCAUUACUUGAGUACACCUUCCCGGGCUAUUCCAACAAAGCCGUGAACAACGGCGCGGCGGCUGGCUCAGGUGGACAAUUUCGAAACAUUACCAAAGGUGGCGUGCAGGGAUCGGCUGGCUUCCCGGAACGUGCCGAUGGCACACUCGUUUACAUUCCCGGCUACGGCGCGGAAGGCAUCCUCCUGGGCCUUGCUGGCGGGAAUAAUGCUACGUUCACGCAACUUAACAUCAUCGACGUUUACGAUAUUGCUACUUCUUCAUGGUACCGACAGGCCACAUCAGGACCGAGCCCGAAAGUCCGCGUCAAUCCCUGCGCAGUAGUCGCCAGCUCUGCCGAUGGUUCAAGCACAAAUAUGUACAUGUUCGGUGGGCAAGAUCUCAAAGAAGGGUCGCAAACGCAAUACAACGACAUGUGGAUCCUUUCCGUGCCGUCCUUUACCUGGAUCGAAGUCGACAUGUCGGAGCAAUCGGUGCCGCCGGCACGUGCAGGCCACUUGUGUGCAGCCUGGAACAGCCAGAUGAUCGUGUGGGGCGGCGUUGGCUCGGAAUUGAGCUGUGACAGCCCCGGCAUCUACGUCUUCAACAUGAGCUCACUGGCUUGGCAGAAUCAAUACACUGCCCUGGAGGGUGGAAUGGACGACAAGCUCAAUCGGCAAACUGCCCAAGAUGACGACGCAGGCGCGUUGGAAGGCUCAUACGGCUACGGCGUUCCCGGUCAGGUCCAAUCCGUUAUCGGUGGUAACGCCGUGGGCGCCGCAACAGUUACCGAACCAGUACAGACACCCACGGCUGGACCGAUGGCCACGGGUGAACCGAAAACGUACACAAUUACAGGCGCAGACGGUUCUGUGGCAACAGAGACCACCGUGCCAGGAAGCGGCGCUGGUCCAGUCAGCUCUGGCGGCUCUAGCAGCAGCAGCAAUGCAGGCGCGAUUGCUGGUGGCGUUAUAGCAGGUGUGCUGUUCAUCAUCGCCCUCUACCUCGGCUGGUGUGUGUACGUCUAUCGCAAGCAGCUGAAGGUCUACAAGAAUCACGUCGCUAUGGCGCAACGCCAGCACUUGACAGGAGACACUUCAGGCUCGGCUGGCGCUGGCUUCCUCGCGAUCCCUACGUCGGCAGGGAAGUCUAGCAAGGAGAAGAGUCUCACUUCCAGCUCGUACGGAAAUAGGACAAGUGACGAAAGGUCGAGUCAGCAUAGGGGUGCUUAUGCGGCUAUGGCUCAUAACAGAGGCACCAGCGAUAACAGUGUGCCGCCGUUGCCGUUGAGGGAGCCGCAGUACUCGAGUGACGAUGAUGUUAUCCUGGCGCAGGAGCCGAGUUUUGUGGGGAUUUUGUUGAAUCCGAGGAGGAGUUUGAGGGUUGUGAAUCGGGACUGA